UGCCAUCUAUCCGCACUCUAUACUUCGCCCUUCGUAUACCGGUAUGGCUUGGUGAAUUGGUUCCGUUCUUCGACUACGGGCGUAAUACUACCGUUCCUAUCACUUCACGAAUCCAUUGCACUUUACCCAUCCACACCUCACCUUCCGGGAUCAGAGAAUGCGACCACGAUGGCAAUGAGAUUCCCAGUAUCUUUGCUACGUUUAGUGCCAUGGCUUGGAUAUCACCAUAUGUUGAUGUUCAUACUUUCGGUGUCAAUAAUACUCCUCUCGAUAUUGCUCGCGGGUUGCUCGUCAUAUUCGACAAUGAUCGGAAUAUAUGUUCUUGGAAUCAGAUACGCCAAAGUGUCUUCUGCCUCUUCCGACAGCCAAGCAAAUCCAAGUCUGGUUUCCACUAUAUAUUCCGUCCAAGGAAACGCCACUCUUGAUGUACGAGUAGGCUACUUUGGGAUAUGCGUUCGGCAAUCUGGCGUAGCCUGGGUCUGCAGCUCCUCGGGCCCAGCAUUGGUAGAGCAAGUGGGCGCCGAUCGAGACCCAUUAAAUCUGAUCUGGCUCGCAGAUCGGUUCAAAAGCGAUACAUUGUUCUCAGGAUUCAUAUUCCUGACGAUAGCUCUGGCCUUCAUAACGGUCGGACUAUUAUAUACUUUCCCUGGUUGGCACUCUGAAAUAGAUCAAGUGACAGGGUCAGCGAUCGAUGUUAAACCAUUUCCAUCGAGACCAGUUUCUCACGCAGCUGUGGUUCUCAGUUGUAUUGCGACCCUGAUGUCGCUCGUGUCGAGCCUCUGGCAACACACUGCAGCUGUUGCGGCGAAAUAUACGAUACAAGCGGUAGGAUUCGGCACUGCAACUACUGGUGGUGCCGCUAUGGCCAUAGGGUGGGCAAGUGUUGUCCUAUUGUGCAUAGUCGCGAUUGGUUUGAUAGGCAUGGUGAUAUCAAUUAUUGUACUGGAUACUCUAACGGCCUCCGAAUAACCGCUAAUAAGAGCUCUAGAUAGAUGGCUACUCUCACGGUUGGAACCAUUGUUACUUAUACUGGUCUGAUGGCCUCACGAUGGUUGUGGUUAUUAGGAGCAUCAUGUGUUCUGAUAACACAUCCCUUGGGUGCGAAGCCCACUACCUGUACUUAGUCUUCUGCCGUGUCCCUGAUUAUGUUCCUUUCCUUCUUUCCUCAUCUUUCGUUUAUUCGGAUACUAGCAGUCUGUGCGUAGUGAACAAUACCACUGGUCCCUUCGG
This is a messenger RNA of Eremomyces bilateralis CBS 781.70, 1230 nucleotides long. RefSeq lists its product as uncharacterized. The transcript is spliced from 4 exons. The record is from RefSeq and is a predicted model, not a curated record. Gene Ontology annotation, biological process: conjugation with cellular fusion. NCBI's taxonomy places the organism in Eukaryota, Fungi, Ascomycota, Dothideomycetes, Eremomycetales, Eremomycetaceae. Gene Ontology annotation, cellular component: mating projection tip; membrane. The coding region runs from base 169 to 969 and encodes 266 amino acids.